Molecule: messenger RNA, 3186 nt
Organism: Mugil cephalus (flathead mullet)
Lineage: Eukaryota; Metazoa; Chordata; Actinopteri; Mugiliformes; Mugilidae
Gene: cyp1b1
Product: cytochrome P450 1B1
Exons: 3
Coding region: 322-1923 (533 amino acids)
Biological process (GO): hormone biosynthetic process; progesterone metabolic process
Molecular function (GO): iron ion binding; steroid 17-alpha-monooxygenase activity; heme binding
Source: RefSeq, a predicted model, not a curated record
GCACCGACGCUGACUGUGGGGCAGGGAUGCUGCGCUGUUCGCGAUAAAUGACUUCACUUUGAGCUGCAGGGCUUCAAAGCAUGGAAGGCUGCGGACCAGGAGCAGGAGCGCACACACUCUGCUUACACACGCUGUGGAUGCAAUGAGUCUGGCUGUUGGGGAAAGAUGUAGACCAACAACUUAAUACUUUUUUCAGGUUAAAAAAUGUAGUCUUUUCAUUCAGCUCAGAGAGACGCAGCUAAACCAGAGUUCUCAGGCUCUUUGAAUAGAUAUAUAUAUAUUUUUCAUUCAAAAAAAUCAAAACCAGCCACAAUCAGGAUCAUGGAUGUGACAAUGGAUGGGAUUGACGCGGCGACUGCAAGAGCUCUGUUGGUGGCAUGUGUGACUCUGUUGUUCUCCCUCCACCUGUGUCGGUGGCUCCGGCAGCGCUCGAUCUCGUUCGUUCCCGGUCCCUUCGCCUGGCCGGUCAUCGGAAACGCUGCGCAAAUGGGCAAAAUGCCUCACCUGUAUUUGACACGCAUGGCGAAGAAAUAUGGCGCAGUCUUCCAGAUCAAACUGGGCAACCGGGCCGUCGUGGUGCUGACCGGGGACUCAAUAAAGCAGGCGCUGGUCAAGCAGGGACUCGAAUUUGCCGGCAGACCGGACUUCACCUCUUUCAAGUUCAUCUCCAACGGGAACAGCCUCGCGUUUGGCACCGUCAGCGACUGGUGGAAGGUGCACCGCAAAGUGGCCCAUUCAACCGUCCGGAUGUUUUCCACCGGGAACCCGCAGACUAAAAUGGCAUUUGAGCAGCACAUCCUCUGUGAGGUGAAGGAGCUGCUGCAACUGUUCGUGGAGAAGACGAAGGAGAACCGGUAUUUCCAGCCCAUGACCUAUCUGGUGGUAUCCACGGCCAACAUAAUGAGCGCAGUGUGCUUCGGGAAGAGGUACUCCUAUGAGGACGAGGAAUUUCAGCAGGUGGUGGGCAGGAACGACCAGUUCACCCAAACUGUGGGCGCAGGGAGCAUAGUGGACGUGAUGCCGUGGCUUCAGAACUUCCCCAACCCUAUCAAGACCAUCUUUGAAAACUUCAAGAGACUGAACAUGGACUUCAGCGAAUUCAUUCGAGACAAAGUCGUUGAACACAGAAAAACAAUCCAGUCAAGCACCACGAGGGACAUGACGGAUGCUUUUAUAGUGGCGCUGGACCAAAUAAGAGAUAAAACGGGAAGCUCACAUGAGAAAGACUAUGUGGCUCCCACAGUUGGGGAUAUAUUUGGAGCCAGUCAAGACACACUGUCGACUGCCCUGCAGUGGAUCAUCCUCAUUCUUGUCAAGUAUCCUGAGAUGCAGGUACGUCUCCAGCAGGAGGUGGACAAAGUGGUGGACCGCAGCCGCGUCCCCUCCAUCGAGGACCAGCUGAAGCUGCCUUACGUCAUGGCCUUCAUCUACGAGGUGAUGCGCUUCACGAGCUUCGUCCCUCUCACCAUCCCCCACUCCACCACCGCAGACACCUCCAUCAUGGGCUACGCCGUACCAAAGAACACGGUCGUCUUCAUCAACCAGUGGUCCAUGAACCACGACGCAGCCAUGUGGUCCCACCCGGAGACCUUUGCCCCCGAGCGGUUCCUGAACCAGGAGGGCGCGCUGAACAAGGACCUGACCAGCAACGUGCUCAUCUUCUCCCUGGGAAAGAGGCGGUGCAUCGGCGAGGAGCUGUCCAAGCUGCAGCUGUUCCUCUUCACGGCCAUCAUAGCGCAUCAGUGCAACAUUUCGGCGGACCCGGCCAGGCCGCCCACACUGGACUACAACUACGGCCUGACUCUCAAGCCUCACGCUUUCUCCAUAGCGGUGACUCUGCGUGAGGACAUGACGCUGCUGGAGGCGGCCACCAGCCAGACAUUCCCCGAGGGCAGUGAAGGCAAAAACACAGAAAAACUAUAGGUCAUGUUUGUGGCUGAAGAGUAUAUUUAUAACCUGAAGCUCUUAUCCUGUACACAUUGUUUUAAAUGCUUAACAUGGCAGAGCUGAGAAUGAUUAAACAGUUGCGAUCACUGUUUACUGACUUACGUCUAAUUAGUGCCAGACAGAAACGGACGUGGCUUCUUUUCUCCAGUAGACAUGGGUAUGUGUGACGCACGCCACGUCCCCUGGUGAUCUUUAUGUGAACGCCACUGCUGCAAUAAUUUAUUGAAAAGAAGCGCCAAGCUUGUGCACGGACACAACGUCGUAGAGUUGUGAAUAUAGUUUUGGUGUCAAGCUUUCAGAGGACCCCUUUACAUUUGGCCUCCGCGUUUUAUUCGUUUUCUUCUUGUGACAUUUGAAGGGUUUAAAAAAAUAAAAUUAAGAUGACAUUUAAGUGACAAAAGUAAUGUGCAAAUAUCAGUAUCCUGAAUGAUGAACGGGUGAAUAAGCUCAUGGAGCGCAUGAACCCUCGAGACCUUGUGUAUGCUAUUAUAAACUGGUUCAGUGCUAACGUGUAGUUUUUGAUAUACAUGUGUAGAUACUCAGGAAUAAGGCUCUGAAAAAGCCAAAUGCUAUUUGAACCAUGGCUCUUGAGAGCCUGCUAAUAUAUUCUGAAACCUAAUGUAGAUGCUGUUUGAAAAGCAGGGGGAGCAGAAAGACUUUCCGGUGCACGUAUGAAAAUAUUAAAGCAGUGUUAUUACAUUUAUUACAUUAUGACAUUUAUUUCGCUUUUGGUUCAACUUUGAAUGUUCUGCUGCUCUAAGGAAGCUCUUUCACACUUUUUUUUUUAACUUAUCUUCAUAUCAUCUCUAGAUUAAUUUAUCUCAGCAAUGCACUGACUGCAAAGGUUUGGAUUCUGUUUUUUUCUUCUCUGGAUUAAUAUAAUUUGACUUUUAAUGACAAGGUUGGUUGGUUGUAUCCAAAAAAAUCACAAUGUCUGGAAGUAGAAGGAUAAUGUUUGUGAAAUUCUUUAAAAUUGUUGAUCCUAUAGUCUCUUGGUAAGAUCUAAGGCACAAGGAAGAUUGACGACAAACACGACUUCCAUUUAGACAAUUUAACUUGUCUGGUUUACAAACGUUUAAAGUCUUGGCUAUAAUCAGCAAAAAGCAAGAAAUGCCUUCAAAUAUCCAAAAAAUGAUUUAAAAAUGUCGCUUUUCUGACUCUUCUUCGAUCUGCUAGCCUGAAAAUGGUUUUGAAUGUGACUGUACAGCUUCAUAAUAAACAGACCCUGCUGUUAACGCA